Molecule: messenger RNA, 681 nt
Organism: Arabis nemorensis
Lineage: Eukaryota; Viridiplantae; Streptophyta; Magnoliopsida; Brassicales; Brassicaceae
Source: the annotation of a GenBank genome assembly
AUGGUGGUUGGUCUAAGAGAGUUCACGCUUCGAACCGGAGACGGAUCCGGGAAACCGAUUCUGGACGAACCCAACGGUGAGGAACUUAUGCACGUUCAAUCCUCCGUCGCCGUCGCUCUCGGAAACCGCCCCCUCGAGUCUCCGGGAACUCUCUACAUCACUUCCAGGAAAUUGAUCUGGUUGAGCGAUGUAGACAUGGCAAAAGGUUAUGCUGUUGAUUUCUUAUCGAUAUCGCUUCAUGCGGUUUCGAGAGAUCCAGAGGCUUAUUCGUCUCCUUGUAUAUACACUCAGAUUGACGUUGAAGAAGAUGAGGAUGAGGAUGAGUCUGAUACAGAAUCCACUGGAGUUUUGGACUUACCAAAGAUCAGAGAGAUGAGGCUUGUUCCUUCAGACUCUAGCCAGUUGGAUACUUUGUUUGAUAUAUUCUGCGAGUGUGCUGAGCUGAAUCCAGAACCAAUUGAAGAAGAAGAAGAAGGUGGACAUAAUUGGGUGUUCAGUGCUGAUCAGAUGGAUGUUCGUGGAGGAGGGGAAGAAGAUGCUGAAUGGCAAAUAUCUCAGAGUCCGACGAGUGUAAUUGGUCAUUCCAAUGGAGAGGAAGGUCUUGCUCAGCCUAUGCUCGAGCUCCAAAUCAGUGAUCAGAGGUUUGAGGAUGCUGAAGAGAUGGUACAUGAUCAAAAGUGA